Gasterosteus aculeatus aculeatus (three-spined stickleback) is the source of this 2381-nucleotide messenger RNA. It is a transcript of the gene styk1b, whose product is annotated as serine/threonine/tyrosine kinase 1b. Gene Ontology annotation, molecular function: transmembrane receptor protein tyrosine kinase activity; ATP binding. Gene Ontology annotation, biological process: multicellular organism development; cell surface receptor protein tyrosine kinase signaling pathway; protein phosphorylation. Gene Ontology annotation, cellular component: plasma membrane; signaling receptor complex. The record is from RefSeq and is a predicted model, not a curated record. Lineage: Eukaryota; Metazoa; Chordata; Actinopteri; Perciformes; Gasterosteidae.
UUCUCACAGAAUGUGGUUGCGCAAACUCUAAAGGAAAGGCAGGGUUAAGAUUUUCCUAAACCUGAAACAGGGGCGAUGCAACAGCCAGGUACAAAAAACGAGGAAGAAGGAGGAGGUAAAUAGGUGAGAAAAGGGAGACGCUGUAGGUGAGGAGGGUGGAGUUAAGGAAACACACAAACACACACCCACACACACACAAGGCGGCACAAAGACAAACAGAGAGCGGCACAUUGAUCCCCUGAGUCGGACAAAUCGCCUGAGAAAGACAACGCAAUAAAGAUCUGAACAGCACAGCUGAACCCGGAUGACACGUCGUGCUGGGAGGAUGUGCCAGAAGCGUCUGAUUGUGUGAAGGAGGGAAACAUGAACACGCAUUAACAGGAUUUAUCGUUUCAUUUUUUGGGAGAUAAAACACAACUGAAGAAGCUGAGAAUGUCUUCAUCAGCAGAGCUACAGUGCCAGCAGGGAGAUACGAUCUGUGUAAUCCGUGUGUACGAGCAGGAAGUGAUCAUCGUGCCCAUAUUUCUGCUGGCCAGCUUCCUGGUCACUCUGGUCUUUAUUCUCCUGCUGCACUUUUGUCCGGAGAAAGUCGACCGCAUCCGUCCGAAGGCCUCGAAGCUGGUGUCCAGGAGAGUUCUGCACGGCAUCGAUGCUCCACCGGGUAUCAAUGUCAUGGAGCAUGAAAGCAUCGCUCUGGACAUGCCCAGUACCUACUCCACCUUUAACCCCCCAGACAACAAACCCCUCCACCACUCUGAAACCCUCUCCCGGUCCGUGGUCUCAGCCUCCCUCUCGCCCGUCCCCCCGCCGCAGCCCUUAAUUCCCAGUUUCACUCCCAUCUCCCAGCCCAGGGAGUUGCCCCGUCAGAGGCUGCCAGAGUCCUUCAAACUGGUCACCCCUCUGCCUGUGGCCUUCUCCCUGCGCUCCGACGCCUCCGUGUCCCUCUACAGGGCCCGAAUGGAAAACAGGAACGUGGUGCUGCGGGUCCUCAAGGACACGGCAGACGCCACAGAAAGACACAGCUUCCUGGGCUUUGCGUCCUUCCUGGCCCAGCUGGGGCCUCAUCCCUUCCUGCCAGAGCUCCUUGGCGUGGUCUCGCUCCGAGCACCUCUGGUUACGGUCGUGGAGGAGCUGGAGAACAGAGACCUGCUGAGCUACCUGUGGAGGUGCAGAGAGGAGAAAGUGGAUCCUCCAUGUGAGAUUACGGAGAGACGGAUAUUUACCAUGGCCAAACAGGUGGCAUCAGCGCUGGACUUCCUUCACAACAAAGACCUUCUCCACGGAAACAUUCGCGCCCGCAGCGUGCUGGUCACCAAGGACUCAACUGCCAAGCUCUGGGGUCUGCAUGGAGUCUACACGAGGAAGAACCAGGGAGCCACCCAGAAAGAAGACCCCAGUAUGAAGAAAUGGCAGGCGCCAGAGCUGCUGGUCAAGAGAGCUGCCAGCCAGAGCAGCGACAUAUGGUCAUUUGGGCUCUUGCUGUAUGAAAUGGCAACAAUGGGCGAAGUUCCGUUUGCAGAGAUCUCAAGUAAUGAGCUCCUGCAGUUCCAUCAAAGAGGGAAAAGUCUGAAAAAACCGUCCAGCUGUUCCAACGCACUGUACGCCGUCAUUAAGAGCUGCUGCCAGUGGAAAGAUCAAGACCGACCCUCUCUGGCCGAGGUGAGCCGCAAGGUCCUCUCAGGAGAGAAAAACGCCUCGGACAAAGUCCUCAAGGCGUCCGAGCCGGUGAACAUCGAGAAGUACCUGCAGGAAGCAGGAUACGGGGAUACCAACAGCUACACGGUUUUCUGAUCGGUUGUCUUCAGCAGCAAAAUGGAAAUUGCCAUGUUCUCCCCGGUGGUGAACCAAGGGUGCACCUCUACAAGUGCAACUGUGUGUCCCAAACUGUGUUUUGAGAGCUCGAAGCACUAAAAAUGUUCUUUAAUUAUUCCUUAUCUACGCUCCUACUUUGGGUUCUGAAAAAAAGAAGAAAUGUAUGUAUAAUAUUUUAGCUUCUGGGAACUUUUUUCAUUUAAGGAAUACCUCAUAACUGUGUAAACGACACACGGUUCAGUCAGGGAAAUGCAACCAGUGAUUCUGCAGUAGUACACUUCAAGAGACUGUAAACUUGAGCAACGCACAGUCGCUGCGGGGCGACCUUGUAGUCGAUACUGUCAACCUAUGACAGUUUAGGGAUCUUGAAAAACGUACAUUGACUGAUGUUUAGUCUGGUUCUAUAAAUUAAAAUAUGUGGAAAUGAAGGGCACAUAAAAGCAGUUUAUAUUUUUACACUCACCGUUGUUUUUUUUAUUGGCGUGGCUCAUGUGGACAUACGCGAGCAACAAAAUGAGCUCAAACGGUUUACACUAAUUUAAAUGUGUAUUAAAAAUAUGCAAAGUCAA